AUUAACUGCUUGCACAUCUCGCUUAAAUGUGCUAAGUAUAACUAUCCAUAUCAUUCCUAUCUAUAUCAUCCCUCUUGUAUUCGACCGGACAGUACCAAUACUCGUUAGCCUGCAGCGUAUUAAAUAUUGACGAACCUGGAAACUGAAGCGAAGAGUUUAUCCCUUCACUACGCUACAAGUUGUCAUAAAAAAACCAAGCUGUUAACUACGUCUGUAACCAGUAUACAGAAGUCACAGUUGCAACCUUAUUUGUGCCAACCGGAUUUGGAAGGCUAUCAUCAUGUCUCCUUCUGCACCCUUCCUGCGACUGAAUGCAACUCUUCUGGUAAAUAGUACGAGAAUGGCACAACCACCGAUUUGGCUGGUCUAUGAGCUGGAGCAGCGCAUCUGGUACGGAAUCAUGGUUGCAAGCUGCAUCGUCGGCACGAUUUCCAGUCUGUUCUUGAUAGCGGCGAUCUUCCGUUCCCAAGCUUCACUGUCCGGAUCCAGUUGUUUGAUGGUCAACUUGCUGGUUAAAGUGGUUCUGCAGUGUGGAAUUGCCAUACCUCUUGUCAUUCAAUCCUAUCCAGAUGUCCCUUUUAACUUAUCCAACGUGCCAGUUUAUUGCGCCAACUCUUUAUUUUUAUACUCCGCCCUGAUGCCUUCAAUCGACUACGCUGAUCUGAUGAUCGGCAUAAACCGUUUUGUUGCCAUUUGCUUCCCUCACCAUUACGCCCAGUGGACACGACGUCCUGUUAUCUACAGUAUGAUUGCAUUCUCCUGGGCAACCGCCCUGGUGUUUGCGGUGGCGCCACUAUUCCCAACCAUCGCCGCGUUCAAGAACCUCCCGCCUUGGCACGCUUGUGGCGUAGUCUACAGUCCUUUUUGGUCCUUAUUUUUCUCCGUAGCAGGAAUUGCGUUUCCGGUGAUCCUGUUGUUCAUUCUUUAUGUUGCUGUUUUUGUGGUAAUGCUGGUGCGCACCAAUACAUGGCGCAAGCAAGUGACAACGGCUGGGAUGGAUGUUAACAGCAAGGUCAAGACAAUCGAGCGACGUUUCCGCAGUACAAAUAUCUUCUUCACCGUAUUCGUUUGCUAUGCAUGUUGUAUGCUGCCGGCACCGUUGGCGGCACCGCUCUUUCCUAAAGAAUAUGCCCGGUUGCCUUUCUUGCGACAAAUACUGAGAGCCUUGAUGACGGCUGGAACGGCCAGUAUACCGGUGCUUUACUUUGCAAUGAACGACAGAUACCGGAAGGGAUUACUUCAAUGUGGAAAACUUCAUCAAAGGUCACGUGUUUCUGGAAUGGAAACCAAAUCAAAUGCAGUUCACAGCCUCUCCAAACCGGUUGCCGCGAUGACAAUCGACUGAGUGCCUUCGAAACCUUGCGCAGCUGCUGGUUAUAAGUUAUUAACCGUGUUGCGAUGACUCUCAAACUGUCACAUAUUACCGAUGCUUAUCAUCGCAAGUGCUAUAAAAAUGGCAAGCGGUCUGAAUCAGACCCGUUCUUGUGGGAUAACCGUUCGCUGUUUAGCUCUGCAUCCCUGCCCAAUUCGCCUUUUUGAACCGAUAGGUCCUGAUCACCUGGUCACCUCUCUACUUCCUAUCAAAAGACACAGGAGAGGGCAGAGUUGGUCAGACUGGUCAAAAUGCAUAUGGUCUAAGUUGCCACAUGAAUGGGACAGUCUACUUACCUUUCUUUUACUACCUUUUCUGUAUGUGAUGGUGCUGAUUAUAUGUGAUUUCGUUUCGCAAGGAU
This is a messenger RNA of Paramacrobiotus metropolitanus, 1733 nucleotides long. RefSeq lists its product as uncharacterized. Gene Ontology annotation, cellular component: membrane. The transcript has 4 exons. Gene Ontology annotation, molecular function: peptide binding; G protein-coupled receptor activity. Gene Ontology annotation, biological process: G protein-coupled receptor signaling pathway. The record is from RefSeq and is a predicted model, not a curated record. Lineage: Eukaryota; Metazoa; Tardigrada; Eutardigrada; Parachela; Macrobiotidae. The coding region runs from base 281 to 1345 and encodes 354 amino acids.